UAUAGGUAAGUAGUUUUUGCCGUUUUUGAUGAUUCACUAGUUACACAGAUUUGGUUGAAAGUGCCGUAUCAACAAUUCAUAACUGAUGAUGGAUUUUUUUUAUAAAGGAUGUGUUUUGUUAGUGUUUUGUUCUGUUAGCUAUGUUCUCGCUGAUCCUGCAAUAUGUUAUCUCUGUUCUGGAAUAGAGUGUGAUGACCCUUUCAACAUUACAAAUGCUAUAACCAUGAACUGCAGUGGCUCCAGUACUCUCAAAUCAUCGCUAAGAAAUAUUGACGAAUGGACAGAUGAAGACAAACUCCUUCGAAAUUUCAAUACGUAUCGCGCUACUAGCUCAGAAUAUGUCUGUGUAACAUUCGUUUAUAAAAAUGAUUUUGCCAACCAGAAUAUGACAGUCAGAAAAUGUAUUGCGAAAUCUAUCGAUAAUCUCAAUGCAUGUGACGCCAUCACGAAAUCAGUCAGCGCUACCAUUGGAAAAGUUCAAAGUUGUCAAACGUGUGACACGGAUCUCUGCAACUCCGGACGGAACGUGAUGCAAUCAUUUCUAUCCUUAUUGAUAGUAUGUUCUCUCAAAAUAUUAAUUAUUUGAUGGGUACAUAGUAUUAUAACACAUUGAUAGUGGUCUUGAAAAUUUUCUACAAAUAUCUAACUUUAGAGCUAUCAGCUGUAUGAGAUAAAUUAAGGUUCCGAUCAAGAAGAAUAAUUCUGUUUCAAGUAGUACAAAAAUCGAACUUGUAUCAGUUCAUUUCAGAAUUACAAAUAUUUACUAAAAGAUCAAUCAGAAAAUAUAAAAUGAUGAUUCAAAUUACUCAACUUACUCAACUUACUCAACUCAAUAACAAUAAUAAAAUCCUUUUUAUUAUA
Molecule: messenger RNA, 861 nt
Organism: Leptinotarsa decemlineata (Colorado potato beetle)
Lineage: Eukaryota; Metazoa; Arthropoda; Insecta; Coleoptera; Chrysomelidae
Source: RefSeq, a predicted model, not a curated record